Messenger RNA from Oreochromis aureus, 1408 nucleotides. RefSeq names its product enoyl CoA hydratase domain containing 2 (gene echdc2). The record is from RefSeq and is a predicted model, not a curated record. The transcript has 11 exons. Lineage: Eukaryota; Metazoa; Chordata; Actinopteri; Cichliformes; Cichlidae. Gene Ontology annotation, molecular function: enoyl-CoA hydratase activity. The coding region runs from base 91 to 1089 and encodes 332 amino acids. Gene Ontology annotation, cellular component: mitochondrion. Gene Ontology annotation, biological process: fatty acid beta-oxidation.
AAGAAAGCAGCAUUAAACUUCCUGCAGCGUUAACUUUUGUUGCACGGUCUUCCUGCUUCUAGAAGCUGCACAGCAAAGUAAAAGACAAGCAUGACAACAAUCCUCUGCAGACUGACAGGGCCGAGGUGCUCAUUGUGGAGAUACGGGGCUGUGAUUAAGAGGGAAACUCACAGCCGAACUUCCCAUGUGAUUCCGCAGGGAAGAGCGCGACUCCUGGCCGGCGGCGGUCGGCCUCUGACGGGAUACAGUCGCGCACAAAGCCGCAGGCAGCACACUGAGGCGGCAGCUGCCGUAGAGGUGGAUUUAAAGCGGUUAGAGGGGAAAGACGAUGGGAUCGUAGAAGUGUUGAUGUGCCGGCACAAAGCCAGAAAUGCUCUCGGCAAUGUGUUUGUGUCACAGAUGAGGCAGGUGGUUUCCACUCUGUACAAUGACUCAGCGGUGCGUGUGGUUAUCUUCAGGAGUUUAGUGCCAGGCGUUUUCUGUGCAGGUGCCGAUCUGAAGGAGAGAGCUCUGAUGAACAACUCUGAGUCCGAUCUGUUUGUUCACGGCCUGCGCUCCCUCAUGACUCAAAUAGCAUUGUUGCCCACGCCGACCAUCGCAGCGAUGGAUGGAGUUGCACUGGGAGGUGGAUUGGAGUUGGCCUUGGCCUGUGACCUUCGCGCUGCUGCAAAUUCGGCACAGAUGGGUCUUAUUGAGACGACACGGGGGCUGCUCCCAGGAGCGGGGGGCAGUCAGCGUCUGCCGCGGAUGAUCGGUGUCACUCUGGCCAAAGAGCUCAUUUUCACAGGCAGGCGUGUGGGAGGACAGACAGCUCUGGAGAUGGGGCUCAUAAACAGAGUAGUAGAACAGAACCAGACAGGAGAUGCUGCCUACAGAGAGGCGCUAAGCCUGGCCAGGGAGAUACUGCCCCAGGCUCCUAUUGCGGUGCGGAUGGCUAAAGAGGCAAUGAACAGAGGCAUGGAGGUCGACAUCGGUUCAGCAAUGGCGAUAGAGAGGAUGUGUUAUGCCCGAGUCAUCCCCACACGGGACCGACAGGAGGGUAUGGCAGCCUUCAUACAGAAGAGAGCUCCGCGGUACACUGGGGAAUAAACUCCUUUGAGCUACUGGAUUUCUUUGUUGUACCGACAUGUGAAUGCAGAAGCACACUGCUCUCUAUAGCCCGAUGUCAGAUAAACAAUUAACAUCUAUUGAUUGUCUGUGCCAGCCAGUGCCAGUACAUUAGUUUAGGCCAUGCAAGUCCUCAAUAGUGGCCGCUUGCUUUUGUGACAGGAUCAGGAUCAGACUGACAAGUGCUGAUUGUUUAUAAUUUGUUAUAUUUGCUGCUUUAUCGGUAACAGGGUCAUCUUUGGAAUGAAACUAACUGAAUAAAUAAAUAAAUAAAUAAUAAAUAAAUAAAUAAAUAAAACGG